This is a messenger RNA of Aspergillus aculeatinus CBS 121060, 1164 nucleotides long. RefSeq lists its product as uncharacterized. Bases 1 to 1164 code for a protein of 387 amino acids. The record is from RefSeq and is a predicted model, not a curated record. The transcript has 5 exons. NCBI's taxonomy places the organism in Eukaryota, Fungi, Ascomycota, Eurotiomycetes, Eurotiales, Aspergillaceae.
AUGUAUAUUUACCUGCCCAAACGACUCCCUCGAACCAUUCUACUUUUACUUGGGGCGAUCGUCGUCAUUCUGAGCUUCUCGCCGAUCCACUAUGCGCAAGUGACAGCGCGGAAUCGGCCCGAGGAUGAGUCGAUCCCCCUCCAUCCCAUCAGCAACGAGACUUUAGGAACUCAGAAGAUUUUUGUUGUGAACCUCCCGUCCAGACCCGAUAAGAGGGACAAUAUUAUCUUGGGUUCAUCGGUCAGCGGCUUCCGUGUGGAAUGGAUUGAUGGGGUCACCCCGGACGAAGUCAAUCCCAAAUCAAUACCUCAUCAUUGGAAUCCAGACCACAAGCCCACGGAAUAUGCGGCCCGGCGUGCGCAUGUCAAUGCAAUGCAGCAAAUCGUCCAAGGCAGACUCGGAAGCGCUAUCAUCAUGGAGGACGAUGUCGACUGGGACGUGACCCUCAAAACGCAGCUCCAGAGCUAUGCGCUCGCCGUCCGAGCUCUGCAGGGCUCGGAUGGCAACUCCACCGGGUCUCCCUAUGGCGACGACUGGGAUGUCCUCUGGCUCGGCCACUGCGGUAUGAGUUGCAAGACCGAGCUGCCGGUUUUCCUGUCGCAUCAGGAUUUCACAGUGUUACCGCCCCAUCACUUCCUACCUUACUGGCGCGAUCCGCCUCCUAUCGAUCGACCCGACCAUGCGCGCCUGGUCUGCAGCGUGGGCGAUGCGGUCUGCUCUCUGGUCUAUGCUGUGAGCUACUUCGGCGCCCAGAAGAUCCUGGCGGCGCUCUCCGUUAGCCCUGGGCAGCUGGCGGAGCAGAUUGAUAUCGGGGCUCAAUUCGAUGUGUCGUUGGGCCGGAUGUGCGGGCAUGGGUAUCUGCGGUGCUUCGGCGCGUAUCCGUCGCUGACGGGGGGGUAUCAGCCCGCUGGGUCAUUCUCCAAGACCUCCGAUAUACAUGAUCAGGAUGACAGUGUGCACGGGGCUUAUAGUUUCGGGGUGAUGUAUAGUACCAUGCUUAACGUCAACCGGCUCCUGAGCGGCGAGAGGACGGUCCAUGCGACGUGGGAUGAUGUAGGAGUGCCGUUGGAUGCUGACCCGAGGAAUUUCACGGUGCUUGGAGGGUCGGUUGCGAUGUUAGUGGAGGAUGGGAUGCAGAAGAUUGUGGAUGUUUCUGCGGACUAG